This is a messenger RNA of Anisakis simplex (herring worm), 234 nucleotides long. NCBI's taxonomy places the organism in Eukaryota, Metazoa, Nematoda, Chromadorea, Rhabditida, Anisakidae. The record is from the annotation of a GenBank genome assembly.
AUGAGCCAACAGCGCACCCAUAGAAGUUCAGGUAGAACUAGACUCGGUUACGACAGCCAGUCGAAUGCCGAGCUUGGCCUAGGAGUCACUGAACAAAUUGCCGAAACUGUCGACUAUCGAAAAUAUAUUCGAUCAGCGAGCCGCGGCGAGCUCCAAUCGCCCGUACCGAAAAUUGCGGAGAUCCGUCGAACACCGGAACCAAUUUUGGUGGCCCGGUAUUGGAUUUCUCGAUAA